AUGUCUUAUUUUGAUCCUAAGCUUUGUACUGAAAUUAUUGUAGAUGCAUCCCCAGAUGGACUUGGUUGUGUUUUAGUCCAGAAAGAAUCUGACAUUGAUAAUGAAUAUGUCCGUGUGAUUGCGUAUGCAUCUAGAUUGUUGAAUGAUGUGGAAAGUCGUUAUUCUCAGAUAGAGAGAGAAGCUCUUGCUGUUGUGAUUGCUAAACCUUCUGCCAGAAUUGAGCGUUGGUGUUUGCGUUUACAACAGUACACCUUUAAUAUUGUACAUCGUCCAGGGAAAACUAACCCUGCUGACUACAUGUCAAGGCAUCCCAUUGAAAUGCAAAAUGUACAUUCUGAUAAAGUCACAGAAGAAUAUGUGAAUUAUGUAUGCGAGAAUACAUGUCCCAAAGCUAUCAAACUGUGUGAAAUAAAAAGUGCUUCUGAAAAUGAUAGUGUGAUACAGAAUGUGAUUAAAAGUUUGCAAAAUAACUUAUGGUAUAAGUAUGAAGAUUGUGGAGAAAUGUCUAUUUUUGCCAAAAUUGCCAGUGAACUUUGUGUGACUGAGCAAGGUAUUUUAUUACGAGGUAAACGAAUUGUUAUUCCGGUAUGUUUGAGACGUAAAAUUGUUGGCAUUGCUCAUGAGGGACAUAUGGGUAUGAGUAAAACAAAAUCUUUGUUAAGAGAAAAGAUAUGGUUUCCUGGUAUGGAUGCUGUGGUAGAAAAUGUGGUGAAAAGCUGUGCUGCUUGUGCUUCUGUUGUGAAAGAUGAGAGAAUGCUCCCUUUAAGCAUGAGUUCUAUGAUUACUGCACAAAGUCCCAAUAUUGGCAGUAAAACUAGAAAUGCUUCUCUAUUUAAAAAAGUGAAUGAUUGUACCUUUCGUAAGCGUUUUACAAAUAUCACUGGUGCUGAUGUUUUACAUGAUAAUGAUAUUUCUGACGAUACUGCUAAUUUGAAUGCUGAUAAUGAAACAGCAGAUCCUAUUGCUGAAAGUACAUCACCUUCUGUUCCCCCUGUUCCAAGUGUUAGAGAUCGUCCUAGAAGAUGUCCAAAAGUGCCAAGUAGAUUUAAAGAUUUUCAUAUGGGACGAAUUACAUUAUUGACUGCUUAA
Molecule: messenger RNA, 1089 nt
Organism: Styela clava
Lineage: Eukaryota; Metazoa; Chordata; Ascidiacea; Stolidobranchia; Styelidae
Source: RefSeq, a predicted model, not a curated record